AUGGGCCAACUCAACGUGCGCUCCAAGCUCUGGCUCCCGGCGCUCGGCCUAGCGCUCAUUUUCUUGAUCGUCAGAGCCUUCCACAGACCGCUGGACUCGUAUACUCCAGAACAGAUCAACGACAUGUUUCAGGAUAAACAGGCUUCGCUAGUGCACGUCCGCAAGGUGGAGCUUCGUGAACAGGGGCUCUGGCGGCCGUACAUCGAUGCCGAGACGCUCCGGUCGCCCAAUUGGAACUUGGCUGGAAACUACCAGAUCAAAGAGGACCUGGUGCGUUUGGUUUCGGAUUCUCAGCAGCAGGUGGCCAACAUGUUCACCAAAAUGCCCAUCCAGGCGCAGUCCUUUGAGAUGGAGCUCACGUUUCACAUUCAGAGCAAGAACACAAGGAACUUGUAUGCGGACGGAAUGGCGGUGUGGUUCUUGGAUGAGGCUUCUCCCUUGGGCGAUGUGUUUGGCGCUAAGAACUACUUCACGGGAUUGGGCAUUUUUGUUGACACGUACCGAAACGGCAAGCAGAAUCUGUUCCCACACAUUGUGGCGAUGGUGGGCGACGGACGUACGGAAUACUCGAAAAUGGCCGACGGCUUCGAUACCAUGUUGGCGUCCUGCCGGGCCAGAAAAGCCGUCAAUCCGGAGUCUGGCAGUGUUCGUAUGAGAAUCGUGUACUUGAAGGACGGCUACUUGUCGUUGGAUUUGAACUACGAGCCGGAUAACGACAAGAAAUGGCGGAACUGCUUCACCGUUUCGGACGUCAAGCUUCCCGUGGUGAAAUACCUCGGUUUCAGUGCCGAAACAGGUGAGCUUUCCCAUUCUGUUGAUAUCAUUGAAAACAAGGUGUUUGCAUUGUACCACCCCGAGUCCAACGACUUUGUGGCGUCCAUCAAGGACUUCCAGAACAUGAUCGAGACGCAGCAGGAGGUGAGCGAUAAAACUACCAAAAACAGAAAGGUAAGAAACGCCAGAAAAUCCAUGAGAAGACUCAAGUCUGCCGAGCGCAGAAUCAAGGAAAAGGAGCGCAGGCUUCGACAGGAAAAGUACGGCGAUCCGGAUGCCACGCUUAUGGUUCGGAUUGGCCGCAUGUCGCUCACCAUCAUGAAGUGGGCGUUUGUUGCUUUCUUCCUUGGUGUGUUCUCCUACAUUGGGUACAAUGUGUAUCGUACUCGGAAGCAAACACGCCGCUCCAAGGCAACGGGUUUGUUAGAUUAG
Molecule: messenger RNA, 1206 nt
Organism: Candidozyma duobushaemuli
Lineage: Eukaryota; Fungi; Ascomycota; Pichiomycetes; Serinales; Metschnikowiaceae
Exons: 1
Coding region: 1-1206 (401 amino acids)
Biological process (GO): endoplasmic reticulum to Golgi vesicle-mediated transport; Golgi organization; endoplasmic reticulum organization
Cellular component (GO): COPII-coated ER to Golgi transport vesicle; Golgi membrane; endoplasmic reticulum membrane
Molecular function (GO): D-mannose binding
Source: RefSeq, a predicted model, not a curated record